This is a messenger RNA of Actinia tenebrosa (Australian red waratah sea anemone), 1202 nucleotides long. RefSeq names its product zinc finger protein 84-like. NCBI's taxonomy places the organism in Eukaryota, Metazoa, Cnidaria, Anthozoa, Actiniaria, Actiniidae. The record is from RefSeq and is a predicted model, not a curated record.
UCCUUAGAGUACAGACCAGUGAUGUACCACAUGUACCAAAUGAACUGUGCAGUGUGGCUACACAGACUGAAGACUACGGAUGUGUCAAUCACUGUACCUCAAUGUAUGUGGACAAUGAACGACAAAUGGAAAAUAGAGAUAGCGAAAGCAACGAAAUAAGAGAAGACGUAAAUGAUGAUGAUACGAUUGAUGUCAAUGAGCAGAACACGUUUAAUAACACUGAUGUUAACGASAACCUUGAUGAGGUUAGUGAAGACUAUGAGGUGGAUGAGUCAUUGAGUACCAUAGUUACCAAGAUGAAAGAAAGGAAGGAGCUUGUACCAAAUGUACAAACUAAGCACAAAAGUAAUACCAAGACUUAUGCCUGUUCUUACUGCAGUAGAACAUUUAAGUGGAAAAGCGUACUUGAUAUUCAUCUACGAACACAUACCGGUGAAAAGCCAUACCGAUGUUUGCAUUGCGAAAAGGCAUUUACAUUGAAAAGUAGUCUCGUUAUUCAUCUACGAAUACAUACAGGUGAAAAGCCAUAUGAAUGUUCGUACUGUGAUAAAGCAUUUAGUACGAAAACAAGAUUGAAAACCCAUGUACGAACACAUACCGGUGAAAAGCCAUAUSAAUGUUCGUAUUGUGAUAAAGCAUUUUCACACUCUUUUUCUCUCAAUCGCCAUCACCUAAGAUCACAUCCCGGUGAAAUGCCCUUUGAAUGCUCGUAUUGUGAUAAGGCAUUUAUUUCGAAAACGAAAUUGAAAAUCCAUGUACGAACACAUACCGGUGAAAAGCCAUAUGAAGGUUCGUACUGUGAUAAAGCAUUUUCUGCGACAACAAGAUUGAGAAUCCAUCUACGAACACAUACCGGWGAAAAGCCAUUGAAAUGUUCGUAUUGUGAUAAAGCAUUUAUUACGAAAGCGAAAUUGGAUAUCCAUGUACGAACACAUACCGGUGAAAAACCAUAUGAGUGUUUGUAUUGUGAUAAAGCAUUUGCACGGAAAGAGAAUAUGAAUAGCCAUCUACGAACACAUACCGGUGAAAAGCCAUUUAACUGUUCGUAUUGUGAUAAAGCAUUUGCACAGAAAACGUAUAUGAAUAGCCAUCUACGAACACAUACCGGUGAAAAGCCAUUUAAUUGUUUGUAUUGUGACAAAGCAUUUUCACAGAAAACGUAUAUGAAUAGCCAUCUACGAACACAUACCGGUGAAAAGCCA